Messenger RNA from Pieris macdunnoughi, 765 nucleotides. Lineage: Eukaryota; Metazoa; Arthropoda; Insecta; Lepidoptera; Pieridae. The record is from the annotation of a GenBank genome assembly.
AUGCGUGUUUUAAGUAUUGCCUUGACUCUCUGUUUGGCUGCUGUGUCAGCCUCGCCUCAAGGGAGAAUCGCCGGAGGAGCAGUUACUACAAUCAACGAAUACCCAUACGUUGCUUCAGCAUUAUACUCAAGAAACAACGUAGCCUGGAUUCAGUCCUGUACUGGAGCAAUCAUAAAUAAUAGAGCUAUCCUCUCCAGUGCUUCUUGCUACGUAGGUGAUCCAGUGAGCCGUUGGAGGAUUCGUGUGGGGUCUUCCAAUGCUAACAGUGGUGGUAUUGUACACAACGUCUUUUCGAUCGUACUCAAUGCUGGCUAUAAUGCAGUAACAAGAGACAACGAUAUCGCUAUCGUCCGAUCCAGUACUGUGUUCACCUUUACGACCUCUGUUAGGCCUGCCUCGAUCGCUGGUGCUAACUAUAUUGUACCUGACUACUCUCCUGUAUGGGCUCUUGGUUGGGGACGUAUUGGGCAAAAUGCCGGACCUUCUGAGCAGCUUCGUCGCGUUCAAGUCUGGACAGUAAAUGACAUCACAUGCAGAAACGCAUACCGACCUUUGGGCUUUACAGUGACCAACAACAUGAUCUGCAGUGGUUGGUUAAACACCGGUGGCCGAGGACAAUGCGAGGGAGACAAUGGUGGCCCUUUGAUUUAUAACAAUCUCCUGGUCGGAAUCUACACAUGGGGACAAGAAUGCGGAAGCAGUAGAUACCCUGAUGUCAACACUAAAGUAUCACGUUAUACCCAAUGGAUUACAAACAAUGCUUAA